UUUUGCCUCUAAACAAAACACAGUACCCGUACACUACUCUGAUCACAACUACGCACAACACAAGCUUACAGCUUUGAAAUGGCCAAAUCCGACAUCAAAUCACGAGGCGAUCUGGAGAUACUCAAAUCCACAGUGGCUACGACUCUCGCACUCCUCUCCCAGCUCCAGACACCUACUCUGGCAGAAAAGUCAACCCAGGCAGAAGUCAACGCCCUCGACCUUGCCUACGAUGCAGCAUCCCUCAUUCGCGCAUAUUCCACAAAGAUCUCUCUCCUAAUAAUCAACGAGCCGUUCACGGCAUCUGCAAUCACUAAAGUUCUGCGAGAGCUUAUUAGCAGUCCUCUCGCCGGCCUUGCUUCCGCGGUCGAGCUCUGCGAUGCGUCUACAUACACUAAGGCAGUGAACGAGGAGUUGAAGUACCAGGUCAGCAGAGUUAUGAAAGAGUUCGAGACUUUAGUUAAGGCUAUACCCUUGGAUGGCAAGAUCUUAAGCGAUGAUGCAAAGAAUGGGACAGGGGCAACGAAAGGCAAGGGAAGUCUGGCGAUGACAGGAACUGUUUGGCAGGCUUGCGAUGCAGUGAUUGAGCUGAGGAAUUUAGGGAUUACUGGCUUAGUUAUUAGGAAGGCAGAGCAGUACAGGGCGACUCUAAGGGAUGCGCUGGAGGAGCUGCAGGAAUGGGGAGAGGAAGAGUCCGAUGAGGAGAAGGAUGGUCAGGCAGAGAGUGGCGAUGAAGAUGAUGCUCAGGCUGCUGUGGAUGAUAUAUUUGGCAGUCAACGGUACAUCCCUAGCGAGGAUCCAAUGAAGAUCCGUCCUAGGCUGGAGUCAUCGUUGAAGCGACUGAAACUCCUGAGUCUGAUGUACCAAGCAGUGGUUAAGCGGCGCUUCAAAACAAUUCCAAAGAGUCCUCUGCCUGACCCACGUACCGAAGAAGGAAAGCAGGCGAACGGAAAUCCAAACAUUCUAAGCUCUAUAGACCAAGUUCUCGAAGUUAUGAAGGAUAUUCCGGAUAUUGUUGAUGAACUAGCCAGUGCAUUCUACGAGUUGGACGUAAAGGAGAUUGAUAAGAGGAUGGAUCAAUGCUUCUUCUCUGGAUUUCCAACUCUGCAGCUCUUGAACAAAAACUGGAAAGGCCAGGAAGACGAAUUCACGACUUGGGUCCAAAAAUUCCAAGUGGCUAUAAAGAAGGAUGUGAAAGCAGAACAGGGCUCAGACUCGAACUAGAGACGAUGUAUCUAACGAAACCUCUAAUCAGAUGAAUCUUUUCGGCAUGAUCUUAACUGCCAAAUAAUCAGGCUUAUGAUCUGCCCCGAAUACCUUUCUUCGACGUGAUAUCAUCGAUGUUUAUAAUAGAAGAAUAUGUGAACCCAAAAGCAG
Messenger RNA from Cadophora gregata, 1374 nucleotides. RefSeq lists its product as uncharacterized. Gene Ontology annotation, biological process: regulation of cell cycle. The transcript is spliced from 2 exons. Lineage: Eukaryota; Fungi; Ascomycota; Leotiomycetes; Helotiales; Ploettnerulaceae. The record is from RefSeq and is a predicted model, not a curated record. Gene Ontology annotation, cellular component: nucleus. The coding region runs from base 79 to 1221 and encodes 380 amino acids.